Ictalurus punctatus (channel catfish) is the source of this 2679-nucleotide messenger RNA. RefSeq names its product protein phosphatase 2, regulatory subunit B, alpha b (gene ppp2r2ab). The record is from RefSeq and is a predicted model, not a curated record. The coding region runs from base 26 to 1591 and encodes 521 amino acids. Gene Ontology annotation, molecular function: protein phosphatase regulator activity; protein binding. Gene Ontology annotation, biological process: peptidyl-serine dephosphorylation. Gene Ontology annotation, cellular component: cytosol; protein phosphatase type 2A complex. NCBI's taxonomy places the organism in Eukaryota, Metazoa, Chordata, Actinopteri, Siluriformes, Ictaluridae. The transcript has 10 exons.
GCAGGGCGGGGUUGCGCCAUUUUGAAUGUGGAUAGUGGAGUGUGGGAGGAAAAGGCUGAAGGAGGAUUGUUGGACUGGUUCAGAGGGACUUCAGCUUGAGAAAGGUGGAGAGAAAAUAAAGCGGCCAGAACACAUCCGAGAUUUAUUAUCUAGCACAGAUUUUAAUUAUUUCGUUGGUGCAAUAACACAAACCUCGGGAAAGUUAUCAGCCGCUGAGAUUCCCUCCCUCUCUCUCUCUCUCUCUCUCGCCAUGGCAGGUGCCGGAGGCGGGGGCAACGACGUGCAGUGGUGCUUCUCGCAGGUCAAAGGAGCAAUCGAUGAUGACGUAGCCGAAGCUGAUAUCAUCUCUACCGUGGAGUUCAACCACUCAGGGGAGCUGUUAGCCACCGGAGACAAAGGCGGACGCGUCGUCAUCUUCCAGCAAGACACUGAGAACAAGGCACAGUGCCGCAGCGACUACAACGUUUACAGCACGUUCCAGAGCCACGAGCCCGAGUUCGACUACCUGAAGAGUCUGGAGAUCGAGGAGAAGAUCAACAAGAUCCGCUGGCUGCCACAGAAAAACGCCGCACAGUUCCUGUUGUCCACGAACGAUAAAACUAUAAAGUUGUGGAAGAUAAGUGAACGCGAUAAGAGACCAGAGGGUUACAAUCUGAAAGAGGAGGAUGGCCGCUGCAGAGAUUCGACCACCAUUACUACUCUACGGGUACCCGUGUUCAGGCCCAUGGACCUGAUGGUGGAGGCGAGCCCUCGGCGUGUGUUCGCGAACGCUCACACUUACCACAUCAACUCCAUCUCAGUAAACAGCGACAACGAGACGUACCUGUCCGCCGACGACCUGCGCAUCAACCUGUGGCACCUGGAGAUCACCGACCGCAGCUUCAACAUCGUGGACAUCAAGCCGGCCAACAUGGAGGAGCUGACGGAGGUGAUCACGGCGGCCGAGUUCCACCCGCACCAGUGCAACACCUUCGUCUACAGCAGCAGCAAAGGCACCAUCCGCAUGUGCGACAUGCGCGCCUCCGCCCUCUGCGACAAACACUCCAAACUGUUCGAGGAGCCAGAAGACCCCAGCAACCGCUCUUUCUUCUCAGAAAUCAUCUCUUCCAUCUCGGACGUUAAGUUCAGCCACAGCGGCCGCUACAUGAUGACCCGAGAUUAUCUGUCCAUCAAGAUCUGGGACCUGAACAUGGAGAGCCGGCCAGUGGAGACGUAUCAGGUUCACGAAUACCUCAGGAGUAAGCUGUGCUCGCUCUAUGAAAACGACUGCAUCUUCGACAAGUUCGAGUGCUGCUGGAGCGGGAACGACAGCGUGGUGAUGACGGGCUCAUACAACAACUUCUUCCGCAUGCUGGAGCGCACGCAGCGGCGAGACGUCACCCUGGAGGCGUGCCGUGAGAGCUGUAAGCCCCGGCAGGUGCUGAAGCCGCGGCGCGUGUGCGCUGGCGGGAAGAGGAAGAAGGACGAGAUCAGCGUGGACAGCCUGGACUUCAACAAGAAGAUCCUGCACACGGCCUGGCACCCGCACGCCAACAUCAUCGCCGUGGCGACCACCAACAACCUCUACAUCUUCCAGGAGAAGGGCAACUAGGAGCGAACGACCAACCUCACACACCUCCCACACCUCCGUCUGCGUACGUGCGUGCGAGUGUGUGACUGUGUGUGUGUGUGUGUGUGUGUGUGUGUGUGUGUGUGUGUGUGUGCGUGCACGUACGUGGAGAAAAAGUUAAAGAGGAACUAGAGAAAAUAGUUUUUGUGACAACCAUCACCACUACUGUCGUCAUCUUUAUCAUCACGAACAGGACGGGGCGGGGCAAACUGCCGCCAUGACGCUGUACCGAGACAGCCGUGACACACGCCGUCCACUCUGUGUACCCACAAUCCUCUCCUCUUACCCAUCAGGCCUGGCUACAGGGCCACGUUGGCCACAGGUUCUGAAAUGUCAGUCAUUUUGUCAUUGUCUUUUUUUUUGUACUUGUCGAAACCUUCGAACUAGGAAUGUGCCGAUAAUCAAUUACGCAAUACAUCGCAAUAUUUGCAUAUAUUAAUAUUCUUAACGUGUACUUUUCAAACACAAACGAGAAAGUCCAUAAUUCCGUGCAGCGGACGAGGAUUCCGGCCGCCUCCGCAAUACGAUACUGUAUUGCGAUAUAAAUAUUUAAUAUCAAGCACAUACCUAAUUCGAAUGAGUCCCUGUAUUCUUUACACCUCAGCUCUUUUUGGUGCCAUUAAAGUUUUUUUUUUUUCUUUUUUAAUCUUCUCAGUGAAAUUGCCAAGUUGUUUAGGUUGUUUUAAUUCUGUUUAAAGAAUUUUGUCUUUCUUUUGCUCAAUAAAUUCUCCUCUAUACUGUACUCAAACCACAUGGUUCCAUUCAGCCAUUCAUUCCCAAAAUACCCACAGUACUUUUUAAUAUGCAUUCACACGUACAUACUCGCACGUAAAGAACAAAGAAGGCCGGUCGCGGUGCAGACGAGCCCGUGGCAGUAUUGUAGUCGUGUGAUUUGUUUGCCACCGUUUGUUUGACCUCGACAUGCUCCAACAGACUGAUGAACUCUUGUUUGAAAUUUUUUUUUUUCCUUUCUGUUCCCACCUCUCUGUCUGUCUCUCGUUGCAAGCUGAGAAAGAUUAUAGAGAUUAUGACAAUGGAAAUAAUGGUAUUUAUAAACUGAACAAACAUUA